This is a messenger RNA of Vitrella brassicaformis, 1707 nucleotides long. The record is from the annotation of a GenBank genome assembly. NCBI's taxonomy places the organism in Eukaryota, Vitrellaceae.
GCGACUCGUAUCGCUUGGUGCAUUAGGAUCGACUCUCUCCUUACAUGUCACUGAGUCACAGAUGUCUCUCUCCAUCGCACAGCAGCAGAGUGGAAUGCGACAAAUGGGUCCGCGUGAGUGACUGACUGUGAUUGACGGCACCAAUCGGUGAGUCGAUCGGGCCGUCAAUCGGUCAGCCAGCCCCGCACACACACUGGUGGCACGCCGCCUAAUCUAUCGGAUCGGCUGCCUCAUCAAUGGCCUCCCUCGGACAUCCUAUCAUCUCUACCUACACCAUUCCAUACCAUUGGAUACCGUAUUGACCAUAGCAUCCAGCUGAGCUGAGCUGUACAUAUCCAUCGAUCGCUGCACACUCUCUACAGCAGCCAGCCAGCCAGCACCACACGCAUGGCAUGCAAUGCAGCCCAUCCGUCUUAAGUGGGUGGAUACAAGACACGUGUCUAGCUAAGCUGUUCUAUCCUGCAUCAUUCUGGCGGCUCCUGCACGGCCGCAAUGACUGUUUUCGGCUCUUCGAAGGCCAUCAGCAGGUGCUUCAGCGUGUCCAAAAAGUACCCUGGACACACACACACACACACACACAGGUAGACGCGAUCAUGCGCGAAAACGUCCGUCUGCCUUAUAUAGUGGAGGUUGAGGUGCCUGACUGACUGACCGAUGUUGAGUGCUGGUGUGCCGAAGAAGGUCAUGACGAGUGGCAGGUAGUUGACCUGGAUGCACACCGUGUCCUCAAGGUACGUCUGCACACACACACACACACAACACACACAUUCCACACAGAGGCAGGCCAUGAGGAGCAACACACACGCAUGAAUCUCCCACCCGCCACUUGGCUCACAAUGAGGUAGUUGGUCGGGCCCAGCGACGAGAGUUUGCCAAUCUAAACCGCAGACAGAGCCAUGCAGUGCAAUGCAAUGCGAUGCAUGGAUUGGAUCAGCGAAGCCAUCUUUGCGUAUAUAUCAGCCACCUGACCUGCAGCACAGCACACGGAUCUCACCUCACCUGGUCUGCACUGAUGGAGAAGACGGUUGUGAGCAUCUGGAUGACCCCUGGGUCAUGCACUGCCUCAGGCGGAGCUGACACACACACAUACAGAUACAAACAACACCAGGAGGGAGAUCCCUGCACUGAGCAUCCCUCGCCUCCUGCACUGAGCCGCAUCUGAGUUACGUACGGUUGGUCCCUCCCCGACCUUUCAUCAUGAGCACACCGUCCCUAUCGGUGAUGACAGCUGUCUGCAGGCCUGCGACGCUGCAGCAAGCAAUGCAACCACACACAGACACACAGACAGACAGACAGACAGACAGACAGACGCACAGCACAGCACAGCAAGGAGGCAGGGAGGGAUGCAAUACAAUGCAUAGAUCAGAGUCGUCAUGCAAUGCAAUGGUUGCAACGAUAGUUAGUGGCUGGCUCUAACUUUUGGCAGAUCAUCUCCAGGAACUCCUGCAGCGUCAUAGUCCCCAUCAUCUCGCCCUCUUCACGCGCUCUUCAACAUGCGAGCUUGUAAGCUCGCGAGACCCAGACUAAGGAGAACGAAGACGGCAGCGCGACCCCCUUACCGAGUGUGUGUAGAUCCCCCUACCAUCUUGCCGCAUCGCUCCCGCCCGCGCGCAACCACGAGGCGUGUCUGCCGCAGUGAUCAGAUCACCGCACCGCGUUCAACGUCCCACACAUAGAUGACGUGCUGAGCGAGGCAGCUGAGCUGGU